AUGAUGAUGAUGAUUACCUGCUGCCAUACUGGAGCUGCGUAUAGUAUGGUCGAUUGGACCACUUCCAUGAGAAUUUUACUUCUACCUGUUUGGUCAAUAUUUCAAUUUAUCAAUAUUUUCUUAACAGGUAUGUCGGGUAUAACGUCGGCCAGUAUAGGAUCUGCGACCACCUUGGGAACAGGAAAUCCUGGGGCGGUCGAGUUAAUGGACGCAGCAGGAGGCCGAGCUCUAAAGUUUCAGACAGAUACUCCACAUUUGGUUAACAUCGGAGGAGAUAGAUUAAGUACAUCUGUCACUCUACAUCCCAUACCUCAAGAUUUCUGA
Messenger RNA from Diabrotica balteata, 324 nucleotides. NCBI's taxonomy places the organism in Eukaryota, Metazoa, Arthropoda, Insecta, Coleoptera, Chrysomelidae. The record is from the annotation of a GenBank genome assembly.